CCCGCCCCGGCCGGCUGCGCGCACGGCGAACAUGGCGGCGGCGGUGGGGCGGGACACUCUACCUGAGCACUGGUCCUACGGCGUCUGCAGGGACGGGCGCGUCUUCUUCAUCGACGACCUGACCCGCGCCACCACUUGGCUGCAUCCGCGCACCGGCGAGCCCGUCAACUCCGGCCACAUGAUCCGCUCAGACCUGCCCCGCGGAUGGGAGGAGGGGUUCUCGGAGGAGGGCGCCAGCUACUUCAUCGACCAUAAUCAGCAGACCACGUCAUUUAGACAUCCUGUGACAGGACAGAUUUCUCCAGAAAAUAUUGAAUUUAUUUUGCAAGAAGAACAGAAUUCAUCUAUGUCCAACCACCAAAUCAACCAAAGGCCUUCAAGCAUGGUCAGUGAAACGUCCACUGCAGUAACUACAUCUGCUGUUGAUACAAAACCUGGCUCUAAGGUUGUGAAGACUGGAAACAAAGUUCACAGCUUUGGAAAGAGGGAACAAGCGAUCAGGAGGAAUCUCAAUGUUCCUGUGAUAGUGAGAGGCUGGCUGCACAAACAAGAUAGCUCUGGAAUGCGGUUAUGGAAGAGACGAUGGUUUGUGCUUGCUGAUUAUUGUUUGUUUUAUUACAAAGACAGCAGAGAAGAGUCUGUUCUGGGGAGCAUCCCAUUGCCUAGUUAUGUAAUAUCUCCAGUUGGACCUGAAGAUCGAAUAAAUCGCAAAUUUUCUUUUAAGGCUGUUCACACAGGUAUGCGGGCAUAUAUUUAUAGCAAGAAUUCUGUCAUUGGCUCUCAGGCAGAGCACACAGGGAUGCGGACGUACUACUUCAGUGCUGACACCCAGGAGGAUAUGAACGCCUGGAUCCGGGCCAUGAACCAGGCUGCUCUCAUGCAGACACGCUCCUCACUGAAGAGGGAAACUGAAAAAGUGGAUCAACAAGCUGUUCCCCAAGUCAAUCAUGUGGAUGCCUGCAAAGAGUGUGUGAAGGCAGAGAUUACAGACACAAAAGAAAGUUAUCAGAAAUCAGCUGAAAUGCUUGGAUACAAUAAGCGUGAAGAGAUAAGAAGAGAAAAGGAGGAGGGGGAGCGUUAUAUCCACAGAAAAGAAACUCUGGAAACCAAGAGGGGAAAGGCUAAGCAUGCGUUAACAGAAGCUGAUUCAUUAUUUCCAGACUUAACGAAUGCUGCAUCGUGGUCCCAAGUAGCUCAGCCUCAACCAGCUGAGAAGAAUGGAACGCUUCCUAAUUCAUUAAGUAUGAGUGCUGGCCUAGUGGAGCAGAAUGGUACUGGCUCAUAUAAAAGAGGGUUUGUUCCCAGAACAAAUCCAGAUAAGCAGUUUCAAAGGAAAAGUAACUUGGCUCAAGUGGAGCACUGGGUAAAAGUCCAGAAAGGAGAUACAAAAAGCCUCACUUCUGAUCAGACUCUUACACGUCAGGGUCCCAAUCCUCCUUUUCCUGAGAACUAUCACACUUUGCCAAAGAAUACCAGGCAGCCUUCAGGGAGCUCACCACCACCAAACCGCAAUCUGCCGAGUGACUACAAAUAUGCACAAGAUCGUGUAAGCCACUUGAAGAUGUCCCAGGAGGAAAGGAAAGCAAAUAAGGAUGGAACUGUUUGGCAGCUGUAUGAGUGGCAGCAGAGACAGCAGUUCAAACAUGGCAGCCCCACGGCCCCACUUUAUGUAGGUUCUUCAGACUUUAUUGAUCGUGCUAAGUCAAAAAGUUCAUUAGAUGUUCCACAAUCAAUAUCUGUUCCGCCCUCUCCAUCUGAUAUCCCUCCACCCGGACCUCCAAAAAACUUUCUCCCACGGAGACCACAUACUCCUGCAGAAAGGCUCACUGUUAAGCCAUCUGAUGAGAGACAGAGUGUGGAUGUUCCUUUUGCUGGAUCCCCCAGGAAGAUACGGAAUCGUGCUAUAAAGAGCUCCACUCAUCUGGAUCGCCGCUCCAUGCCUGCCAUGGGCUACAUGACACACACGGUGAGCGCGCCCAGCUUGCACGGCAAGUCGGUGGAUGACACUUACAUCCAGUUGAAAAAGGAUCUGGAGUAUUUGGAUCUAAAGGUGACAGGACGUGACACGUUGAAAGAAAGAAGUACAAAACCGGUUAAGAUUGCAGAAAGUGAUAUUGAUGUGAAACUAAGUGUUUUCUGUGAGCAGGACAGAAUUCUGCAGGACUUGGAGGACAAAAUAAGAGCCCUUAAGGAAAAUAAAGAUCAGCUGGAGUCUGUUUUGGAGGUUUUACACAGGCAGAUGGAUCAGUACAAAGACCAACCACAACAUGCAGAAAAAAUAUCUUAUCAGCAGAGACUUUUGCAAGAGGACCUUAUACAUAUUCGGGCUGAAAUAUCCAAAGUUUCAACGGAAAUGGAAAAUGCCUGGAAUGAAUAUCUGAAAUUAGAAAAGGAUGUGAGCCAACUGAAAAAAGCCUUACAGGAGCAAAUGAGCAGUUCAUUGGUAUCUCAGGAGAAAACACAAAUACAAAAAGACUUGUGGAGGAUUGAAGAUGUUACAGCUGGCUUAAGUGCAAAUAAAGCAAACUACAAAACCAUAGUAGACUCUAUAAAGAAUCCUGAGAGAAAAAUAGUGCCUUCGUUUUCUCAGUCUUCAGUGCCUUCCUUACCAGCUUCCCUUGCUACUGUGGAGAGCAAACUUUCAGUCCCACAGAGCCCUCCACGCAGUCCAGUUAAAUCCCCUCUGGAGGUUAGGCUGUAUCCACAGCCUUAUUUCCAGACCAGGACACAGCACCAAGCACAGAUGCUGAAAAAAAUUGAGCCACCUCUUCAGUCACUGGUCAAGCUCAAACCAAAGGUUGAAGAUGAAGCACCGCCCAGACCUCCUCUCCCUCAGCUGUACAGUCCUGAGGAUCAGCCACCAGCUGUCCCACCCCUCCCGAGGGAAGCCACUGUCAUCAGACACACCUCGGUGCGGGGCCUGAAGCGUCAGUCGGACGAGAGAAAGAGAGACAGAGAACUCGGCCAGUAUGUAAAUGGAGAUUACAGGGUGGAACUGCGUUCAUACAUGAGUGAACCAGAGCUAGCAAUGAUAGGGGGUGACCUCAGCCACCCUUCCAGCGCUUUAAUAAGCCCUGACAGUGGAUACCAGACAUUACCUACCCGUGGUUUGUCUGGAUCAACUUCCAGAUUGCACCAGUCAUCUACCAUUUCAUCAUUUGCAACACUUCGAAGGGAUAGGUCCAAGGAGAGACCAAAGAGUGCCUUGGAACGUUUAUACUCUGGAGACCACCAAAGAGGCAAGAUGAGUGCAGAGGAGCAGCUAGAAAGAAUGAAGAGACAUCAGAAGGCGUUAGUGCGGGAGCGCAAGAGAACUCUUAGCCAAGGAGAAAGGCAGCCUGUUUCAUCUCGGUCUUUCAUCAGGCCCGUGUCUGCAGACGUAGGCUCAUGGAAACGAGAGCAAGAAUUUGAUUUGCAGUUACUUGAGAGGGCAAUUCGUGGAGAAGACAAGGAUGAAAAUGAAUGGUUAAAAGUUCAGCCAGUAGCAGUGACAGAGACAGACCUGGAGCCUCAAGAUUAUGAUUUAGAUAUCAGCAGAGAGUUGUCAAAACCUGAGAAGGUUGUAAUUCCAGAACGUUAUGUUGAACUGGAGCCAGAAGAGCCUCUUUCUACAGAAGAACUGGCAGCCAGGCAGCGUAAAGCAGAAAAGAUAAAGAAUAUUCUUACUAAAUCAAGUAUGCACAAUCUGCAGCCUACUGUUGCCCAGGACAAACACAACUCGAUUGAUUUAGAUUCACAGCUGCAGGAGCAGGAGCGCAUCAUUACCAUUUCAUAUGCUCUGGCUUCUGAAGCCUCUCAGAGGAGCAAGGAAGUAGCAGCCAAAGCAGUAAGUGAACACUGACGUGAGACUUGAGGCAAAUCUUCACUUUGCGACACCGCCUGGAAGACAGAGGACAUUCUUUUCAUGUUUCUUGGAGAUACUCACUGGUUGAUGAUACCUUCUUCUGGAAUGACAUUCAGAGAAUGAUAGGGGGGAUUUUCUAUGAAAAUGAAGAGAACUGCAGAUCUUUUUUUUAUUUACUUCAUUUUAGUUCACACUUUUUAUAUGAAUAAACGGCACUUUUAAUAAACUCUGUAAAAUACUGACAAUGUAUUUUUUAGAUUGACGUAUUUCAGAUUUUUUUUUAAAAUCAAGGGCUGAAUUAAUUUAAAAGACACGUCUUGCAUAGAUACUAAAAGAUGCUGUUACUUCCCCCUCAGGCUCAGAUGCACAUUGUAAGUUUUGGGAAAAAAGCCCACAAAUUGAGCAAACCUAGAAGCACACUGAUAGGGUAUGGAUAGAGCUAGCACAGGUGACAGGUUGGUGAAAGGGUGUUUCAGAUUGAAUAUUUUUGUAGAGUUAAUCACCCACCCUUUUGCCAUUAAAUAAUCCAUUGCAAGAAUUGUUAGCUUGAAUUUCUAAAUAUUAGUAACCACUGUAUAGCUGAAUUUCCCAAGAAAGCCACAACAAAAGCCUUUUUAAGUCCCAAUUUUUUUUGAUCCCAGAUGAUUAACUUGCUGUUAUCAAUCCACGGUUUGUUAGGUUGCCCUUGGCAGUAGUGCUGCCCCUCUAUAAUGAACAGCUAACAAAUUUUAUUUUUUUGAAAGUUGAGAUGUGAAAGAAGGUGAUUUUUAAUUAAAAUAUGUGAAGUAAGCAAUAAAAAAAAAAUUAAUGUGUCUCUUGGCUAGUAAAUACAUAUUUUUCUUCUGAUUUUUUGUUUUCAAUAGACAUUACAAUAUGACUAGUACUGACUAGUAUAUAUCCUGGAAACAGCAAAACUAAUGGAAUGUGGCACCUGCUAAUUUUGUAUGUUCACCUGGUGCUUAUCUUUGCCAAACUUUGAAAUUCUGUGCGGUACUUAUGCAUAGGGCAAAGGGUGAGGUGGUUAAAAUAAGGAGAAAAUAAGGUUAAAUGAAUUGCUGCAACUAUACUUUAAAAAACCCUGUGUAUGCAUCAAAUACAAGACGUACAAAAGCUUCCCAAUGUUAUGGAAUUAGUAGCUGAGUUCAGCUCUGGAUGAGAAAUAACUGAGAAAUACUUCUGCAGUAUUUUGUGAAACCACUAACUUUUUUUUAUUCUCUGUAUUCUAGUAGAAGCUAAAAACCCCUUGGAACUGUAUUUCAGACUGUAAGACAAAUCAUAUUAUAUUAACACUAUACGCAGAAAUAUUCUUAAAAGUAUAUAUUUAGCUAAUGCAAUCUAUUUUACCUCAAUACUGCCAGUAUCAACUUCAAAACCUUUUGCCAAAAUAAUGAUUUAUUUUUGCCUUUAUAAAAAAGUUUUGAAACCAUAAAUGAAUAUUUU
Molecule: messenger RNA, 5284 nt
Organism: Hirundo rustica (Barn swallow)
Lineage: Eukaryota; Metazoa; Chordata; Aves; Passeriformes; Hirundinidae
Gene: PLEKHA7
Product: pleckstrin homology domain containing A7
Exons: 27
Coding region: 32-3841 (1269 amino acids)
Biological process (GO): zonula adherens maintenance; cell-cell adhesion mediated by cadherin; epithelial cell-cell adhesion
Cellular component (GO): zonula adherens; pore complex
Molecular function (GO): protein binding
Source: RefSeq, a predicted model, not a curated record